UUUGCCUCCCCCAUCGCCCAAUCCUCACGCGCUAACACCGCGCUUUCAGUCUCUCUCUCUUCCCUCCUCUCGUAAUUAACCCCAAUGCCAGGCCCAUUCUCUUUUGCCCCCAUAUAUUUAUAUUGAUGAAACCAAAGCAAACCAAGCCGAGACAGAGUCACAGAGAGAGUGAGAGAGAGAGGCAAUGGCGAAGUGGGGUAUGAUCCGGGACGUGGCGAGGGUAUGUCUGAUGCUCCGCAGGUGGAGUACAAGGGCUUCGCUGAGACCGGGGUGGCGGGCGCCGGUGGACGUGCCGGCGGGCCACGUGGCGAUCAGCGUGGGGAGCAGCGGGCGCCGCUUCGUGGUUCGCGCCGCACAUCUCAACCACCCCGUGUUCCGGGAGCUCCUCGCCGAGGCCGAGGAGGAGUACGGCUUCUCCGCCCGCGCCGGCCCCCUCGCCGUUCCCUGCGACGAGUCCCGCUUCGAGGAGAUCCUUCGCCAAAUCUCCUCGUCAUCAUCGUCUGCGACCAGGUUCGCGAAUCUCGACGACCUGAAUGGCUGCUUCUCCUGCUUCCACGUGGGCAUACGGAGAUCGUCGAGCUCGGAGUCCUCGCCGUUGCUCCGGUGGUUCAACAAGAAGUCGGUCUGGUGAGCCGCAGGUGCUCCGAUUUCGCCCCUCGCCGGCGGAGGCGGAGGGAUUUGGUUAUAGUUGGAGGAGGAGGGUUAAUUUGGGCUCGGAAUGUUGUUUCAAAAGACUGGGGAGUUCGUGGGGAAUGGGCGGUUUGGUUCGUGAUUUGGCGUCAUUUAAAGAUUGGAGAAGAAGUGUGUAAUGUUCUCCACUUCUCCAGUGUUAAAAAAACUGCUAACAAGACAUAAAAUAAAGAUUACUGUGAUGUUUGAUUAUAUGAUGUCAAGAGAAAUUCUUGUCACAUUUUCUAGUUGGAAGUGUAUAACUUUUUAUUUCAUGCAGACAGGUGGGACCUAAAAGGUCCAACAUUA
Molecule: messenger RNA, 978 nt
Organism: Phoenix dactylifera (date palm)
Lineage: Eukaryota; Viridiplantae; Streptophyta; Magnoliopsida; Arecales; Arecaceae
Product: protein SMALL AUXIN UP-REGULATED RNA 51
Biological process (GO): response to auxin
Source: RefSeq, a predicted model, not a curated record